GGUAAGGACAUGGUGUUCUGUAGUUCACCGCAAUACCAUGUGCAAAAGAAGAAAUAAGAUAUGAACUAACGUGACAUAUAAACUUAGUUAUGAAUAAGGGUUUGUCCAACAGAUGUGUGCACCGAUUACUCUAAAGCUAAGCAUUUUCAUAUUAUGCGUAUUUAUCCCAUAACAUGGUGAUGUUCAGAAGAGAGAUCCCUCCUCCUUCCAGGCUGUGAGCAUGGGGAGGACGGAAGAUCUAGUAUUCACGGCUGUUCUGUUGAUGAGCUGUAUGAGUAGAACAUGUGAAGAGGCACCACAGACACUGGUGCAGGUGAACCUGCAUUUCAGACAUGGUGACCGGACCCCGUUCAUCCCCUACCCUAGCAGCCAAUGGCAAGAGGAUGCCUGGCCGGAGGGUCUCGGACAGUUAACACGGCUCGGCAUGCGACAACAGUGUGAGCUAGGACAGUUCAUCAGACGCAGAUACGAUGGGUUCCUUGACAAGUCUUACAUAAGGACAGAGGUCAGUGUCCGGAGUACUGAUACUGACCGGACAGUAAUGAGUGCCCAGACUAACCUGGCCUGCCUGUUCCCGCUAUCUGGACAACAACAGUGGCACGAGACGUUACCAUGGCAACCUGUACCUGUGCAUAUACCACUGCUCCAAACAUUCCCCAACUCUACUUUUGAGGGAUGUCCUCGAUACGAACUUCUCUUCAAUGAGCUAAUGCAAUCAGAAUUGGUGCAAGAGAAGGAAAAAUUAUACCAGGGAUUUGUCUCGAAGGUUUCAAGUUUAGCUGGAUAUACAGAUGCUAAGCUAGAAAAUGUCUGGAACAUGGAAGACCCAUUGUUUUGUGAGUGGUGCCAAAACAAAACCGCUCCAUCUUGGCUUCACUCAGUUUGGCCGGAUACAAACAAGACAAUGUGGACCAUGAUUCGAGAACUUACCCAUUAUUACUGGAGAUGGCAGAGGGGGACAGAUGAGUUAAGGAAGCUUUGGGGAGGAGGUGGGAAAAUACUCUCCGAGUUCGUAGGCAAUAUGCAAAAGAAAAUCUCAGCUGGGCCGUCCAAUACUUCCGUUCCCAAGAUGUUUAUGUAUUCAGGUCAUGAUAGUACAGUGGCGCCUCUAUUGGCAGCCAUGAAUGUCUUCAAUAACGUCUCGCCACCCUAUGCAGCAUGUGUGAUAGUGGAGCUACACCAGGACCCGGUCACGGGAGGUCACUGGGUGCAGGUGCUCUACAGGAAUCUCUCACGUGACCCUGGGUCCAUGAAUACACACCCAGAACCAUAUGAACUCUCCAUUCCAGGAUGUAAGUUUAAAUGUCCAUUUGACAGAUUUCUCAGCCUUAAUGCAGAUGUUUUGAUGACAGGAGCUGAAUGGACAGAAGCCUGUAGUAUUACCACUGCUAAAGAGAGAGCUCUCAAAAUAGUAGCAAUAGUCGCUAUACCAGCCCUGGUUAUAGUGUUAGUUAUCUGUGCAUUGAUAUUUUAUUCUAGAAGAAAAAGAGCAAAACAAGAUUUCACUUCACAACCCCUUCUUUCCCUUGAAGAUGAAGACGAAGAAGAGUUGUGAUUUUUUUAUUUACAAAUUGGAUAAUUAUCGAUAAACAUUCUGUAUUUGAUUAAAAUUUAUAUUUUAAAUAA
Messenger RNA from Lingula anatina, 1626 nucleotides. Its product is annotated as prostatic acid phosphatase. The record is from RefSeq and is a predicted model, not a curated record. NCBI's taxonomy places the organism in Eukaryota, Metazoa, Brachiopoda, Lingulata, Lingulida, Lingulidae. Gene Ontology annotation, molecular function: phosphatase activity. Gene Ontology annotation, biological process: dephosphorylation.